Molecule: messenger RNA, 890 nt
Organism: Capsicum annuum
Lineage: Eukaryota; Viridiplantae; Streptophyta; Magnoliopsida; Solanales; Solanaceae
Product: putative HVA22-like protein g
Exons: 5
Coding region: 210-890 (226 amino acids)
Source: RefSeq, a predicted model, not a curated record
AUUUCUAGCCCUUUUUUUCCUCCAAUAUAUCCUCUUAAGUAUCUAUUAUCUUCUUAGUUCCUUUCAUCAUUCAAUAACUGAAUCAUAUAUAUAGUCAAUUUACCAAUAAUUCGUUGAAAUUAAUUUUGUUUUGAUGGUUACUAAAAGGGUUUCAAUUACUUGAUCAUUAUUCAUCAUUCUAUUUUGAUUUAUUUUUUUUUUGGUAAAAGAUGUUGGGAAACUUCAUUACCAGCGGUUUAGUAUUGGUUGUUGGAUAUGCAUAUCCUGCUUUUGAGUGUUUCAAAACUAUUGAGAAGAACAAAUUGGAGAAUGAUGAACUUAAAUUUUGGUGCCAAUAUUGGAUUAUUGUUGCAGCGUUGAGAAUUUUUGAGAGCUUUGGUGAUUUGUUCUUGUCAUGGUUACCAAUGUAUGGUGAAUCAAAAUUGGCACUUAUCAUCUACUUAUGGUAUCCAAAAAUAAAAGGCACAGCGUACUUUUAUGACACCAUAUUGAAGCCAUUUGUUGCGAAGUAUGAGUCAGAUAUUGACAGGAGUUUAUUGGAAUUUAGAGCCAAGGCAUGGGACUUAGCAAUUUAUUAUUGGCAAAAUUGCACAGAAAUUGGACAAGCAAAGCUUUUGCAGUUGCUUGCAUAUAUAGCUUCUCAGUCUAAAAAAGUAACACAGCCCAAUUCCGAGCAAAAAGAUGAGACUGACCAUUCAAGCGUUGUGCCAUCAGACACAUCAUCCGGAUUAUUCAAAAGUAACGAUAAACAGUCAUCUGACAAGAGGUCAUCGCCCAUUUCAUCAUCACCAUCACCAUCACCACGACCAACUGACUCUGAUAGUCUUGAAGAGAAUGAUCUUCAUGCUGCUAGGGCAAAACUAAGACGUUUCAACAAAGGGACCAGUUAG